AUGGCUUCACUUCACCUCAACGACAAUAAACAAAUAUUAGAUGUCGAGCUCACAGACACUCCAGGAUCAUCAUCACCAAAAAUCUUCGACGACGGCGUCAGUCGUGUUCCGGAGAAGUACAGAGGAACGUCUGCGGACAAACGGGACAUGACGAUUAUGGGCAAGAAGCAGGUGCUGAGACGAAACUUCAGUUUCAUUACAAUGCUCGGCUUCGCAUCUACAUGUGUAGCUAGCUGGGAAGGUAUACUUACAUACCUUGGAUUCGUUCUGACUGACGGUGGCACUCCGCUUCUGUUCUGGGGCUUUAUUGCAUGUGCCGCUGGACAAACCCUGGUGUAUGCUAGUAUAGCAGAAAUGGCUUCUAUGUCACCCACGGCCGGUGGCCAAUACCACUGGGUGUCAGAGUUUGCCCCUCCACGAAUGCAGAAGAUACUCAGCUACUUUUCCGGCUGGCUCACUGCCAUUGGCUGGCAGGUGUAUCUUGCCAGCGUGUGCUUCUUGGUUGGCACAAUCAUUCAGGGACUGAUCGUACUGAAUGACCCAACCUAUGUCUACGAAAGGUGGCACGGGACCUUAUUGUCCAUCUCUAUCGUUGUCUUCUGCAUUAUUUUCAACACAGCCCUUGCGUCGCGACUACCCAUUAUAGAGGGCAUGGUCCUAAUCCUCCACAUUUUGGGCUUCUUCGCUAUCAUUAUCCCACUCUGGAUCAUGGCUCCACGCGGAAAUGGACACGUGGUUCUGCUGGAAUUUACGAACUACGGCGGUUGGUCGAGCACAGGUCUAUCGGCAAUGAUCGGCUUACUUGCUCCCAUGGCCGUCCUCGUCGGCUACGACUCGGAAGAAAUCAAAGAUGCCUCCGUCACCCUCCCCCGCGCCAUCAUGGGCUCCGUCGUCGUCAACAUCACUCUCGUGUUCGUCGUGAUUGUCACCGUUUGUUUCACGCUCGGUGAUGCCGCCAGCGUUCUCGCAUCUCCCACCGGCUAUCCCUUUAUCCAAGUCUUCUACAAUGCAACCCAAUCAUACGCCGGCACCAAUGUUAUGACCGCCAUCAUCAUCAUCAUGCUCUCUGCAUGCGCCGUAUCCGAAGUGGCCGCUGCCUCCCGCCAGAUCUGGUCUUUUGCUCGCGACUCCGGUCUGCCCGGCCACAGCUGGCUCUCCAGGGUUUCUCCCGGCUGGAACAUCCCCCUCCCUGCCGUCACCGUUUCCCUCACCGUCUCCGCACUUCUCUCCCUCAUCAACAUCGGCUCCACCGUCGCUCUCAACGCCAUCACCUCGCUUGGCGCCAUCGCCGUUCUAACCUCCUAUUUCCUCACCAUCAGCUGCAUCGUCUACCGCCGUCUCCACGGACCGGCCCUUCCUACACGUCGCUGGUCGCUCGGAAGGUGGGGCCUUGCCAUCAAUUGCGCAGCGUUAGUGUUCCUCAUACCAUUGAUCUUCUUCCUCACCUGGCCGCUUGUGACGCCUGUCACAGCGACGACGAUGAACUGGUCGAGUGUCAUGCUGUGCAGUACUUUGAUUAUUGCGGUGAUAUACUAUGUGGUCAAGGGGAGGAAAGAGUAUGUUCCGCCCGUGAUGCAUGUCAAGCGUGAAGAAUGA
Molecule: messenger RNA, 1596 nt
Organism: Rhinocladiella mackenziei CBS 650.93
Lineage: Eukaryota; Fungi; Ascomycota; Eurotiomycetes; Chaetothyriales; Herpotrichiellaceae
Exons: 7
Coding region: 1-1596 (531 amino acids)
Biological process (GO): transmembrane transport
Cellular component (GO): membrane
Molecular function (GO): transmembrane transporter activity
Source: RefSeq, a predicted model, not a curated record